Molecule: messenger RNA, 1296 nt
Organism: Metarhizium brunneum ARSEF 3297
Lineage: Eukaryota; Fungi; Ascomycota; Sordariomycetes; Hypocreales; Clavicipitaceae
Source: RefSeq, a predicted model, not a curated record
AUGGUGUUUUGCAAAGAAGACAACAGGGCGCUAUUACAAGCCCUAAAAAAUCUUGUUCAAAGUGAUCGAGAAGCUGGAGAGCAUGUUCCGCCAAAUUUCGACAGCAUACUACAAAGUUUGGAUGAGAUGUCUGCUGAAAUCGAUGACCUGGUCGUUCCCAAUUUGUCGGCAGACAUUCGGACUACAUACAGUCCUGGCCGUGAAGAAUUUGAGAUCUUGCAAGCGUACAACUCUUUGAUUAAGGCUGGAGGCAGACCGAUAUGUCCGCUUAGUGAGACGGCAUCCAUAUCUAAACACCCCAGAAAGCACCUUGAACUCCUGGGCCCAUGGGUCAAGGCCCCCUUGGUCGACUUGGCGAUAGAUUGGAAAGGCAUCUUUGAGAAACAACUUUCCAAUUGGCAACACUUUAAGGCUUGGCAGCAAUCCAACAGGAAAUUGGAGGCCUUGCCGGAUACAGAUACACCAGAGACAUUGCUACAAGCCGCCAGCGAUGGAGCAAAUCGCCCCCUAUCCAGUAGUUGCUACAGCUCGGGAUCUAAAAAGUUUGCAGCGCAUUUAGCCAUGGCCAGAAGACGGCUCAAUCACUGCGGUUUUACUAAAUGUUUCACAUUCGACAUGGACUUGGGAAGACAGGACGAGUGGACAACUUGGAUCGAGUAUUUAAGUUUCGAGUGCUAUUGUUGCGAUGCCCAUUCUCGUUCACACUUCAAACCUGCUUCAGUUAAUGAUGUAGAGUCUGCAAUUAGCCUAGAUCAUGUUUCCUCUCUGGUUGAAAAGGAGCACACGAGCAGGCACUGUGGGAUUGACGGUUAUUCUCGUGAUGGCACGUCGACCCCCCAUCAUGCUAGCAACUGUGACAGCCCGAUGAAUUCACCACAAGAGGGUCAAUACGACACCCACGCAUCUAGGAAGGACGAAUAUGGCGCAGAUGAGGGUGCAGUUUCGAAAGUGGAUGGUAUCAGACCUUGGUUAGGCGGGUUGAUUGCCUCGGGUGGUGGUGUAACACACGAUGGAACGGGGACGGCUACUGGAGAACCCAAUGAAACGAAUCACCACAACCUCAUCCUACGAUGGGCUCUACUUCAAGAGCCUCAAAUUGCUGCCAACUCUGCUACGAGUCAAGGACGCAUCAGUGCUACUGGAAAGCCCUGGCCAACUACUCACAGUCCGCGACGCAAGCGACAUUGGGAUGGUUCUCUUUGUAGCAAGAGGCCUGGUGUUUUCCAAAGUGAGGGCUUGGGAAAAAACAACGAUGGUGGCGAUCCGGAGCAUAAACGCUCCAGAAAUAGUAUAUGA